UUGUCCACUGUACAAUUGUCAUGGAGCCUUCUAUACAUACAUAUAUGGUAAUUAUGUUGUUUCCCUCCCUUGUUUUACAAAAUGGUCAGUCAUUUCUUUUCCUUUUAAUUUCCUUGUGGCAUUUAGGGUACCUUGCAAUAGUGAUUGUCGAGACUCUCGGUCUCUCGAUUCGCGAGUCGGGAAAUUUCCCGGGUUUUUUGAACUCUCGACACUCGGUCUCGACUUUGUUUAACUCCCGACUAUCACCACCUUGCAAUAGUGAAAUUUGCAGGGAAGAAAUGACUGACCAUUUUGUACAUCAAAGAGAAAUUUGGUAG
Meloidogyne enterolobii is the source of this 317-nucleotide messenger RNA. The record is from the annotation of a GenBank genome assembly. NCBI's taxonomy places the organism in Eukaryota, Metazoa, Nematoda, Chromadorea, Rhabditida, Meloidogynidae.